CUGCGGUAACAUACCCUUGACAUCACCCUUCCCCUCUCAAAGCUUUACGCCUCCUAACAGCAUCUUCCAUUGAACAGACUUCCUGACUCCAUCGUCCUCUCCUCCAUCCUCUCAAAACAAAACUUCCAGCGCUUGAACCUUCUCCGCGUAUCACCUGUCUAAUGAGCUCGAUCCCUCCCAAGUCAGGCCUUCAACCUCAAGGACAGAGCACCUCGACCCAGGCCGCCUCCUCCGCACACUCCACCUCUGCUGGGAAAUCUUCGCCCCAGGCGCCGGUUCCCACGCCCUCGUCUGCCUCGACGACGGCUCCUCGCUCUUACGCUAACGCCACCAAAAAGUCCGCGACGGACUCGACCGCCGCUCCCGUCACCGUGGGCGGCCCGUCGCAACAUGGGAAGUCGACUACAGCAUCUCCUGUGAGCGGCAAACCCAUGCAGCAAUCCCCCACCCCCGGCGUCACCAUCGUCAAUGGCGCCCCGGCCCCUUCUCAGGGCGACCACACCAGAAAGCCGUCCGUGACCAUCACCUCCGCCGGCACCUCGGGCUACAUCCCCAACGGUGGCCAGACCGGUCGUCCGAACAGCCUGCAGUUCGGCUUUGCCAACCAGCAGUCGUCUCCCAACAUGGGUAAUCCCGCUGUCUUGGCUAACCAGCCUCAGUCCGGUCUGGGUGUCACUCCGCCCAUGAACCCUCGUGUGACCUCGCCACAGACGUCUCCUUCUCCUAUCCCUCAGCCCGCCUCGAGCGGUGGCCGGCCACCGCCGUCGUCGUAUCAGUCUCAGGGCAACGUGCCGAACUUCGGUAGCUUUGGUGAUGGUGAUAAUCAGCAGAUGCGCCCGGCUCAGGCACCCCUUGGUCCCGGCGCUCAGUCGACCCAUCUGCGCCGCGAAUCGUCCCAGUCGACCCACAGCGAUAUGAGCAACCAUAUGGCCAGCGGUCCCGCCGGCCGCGGCGGUUAUGCCCAUCAGGGCGGCCGUGGACGUGGAUAUUCGCAGUCGAGCUAUCAGGGACAGAUGCCCUACUCGCCGGGUCCCAGCUUCCGUUCGACACCCAGCCAACCCCGUGGUGGUCCCAGCAUGACGACCCAGUUCCAUGCCCCUAACCAGGGACGCCCGUUGGCACCUUUCCCGAACUCUCCGCACCAAGCGAGUCGCAGUCCGGCGCUGGCCAACGCGCACCCCACCACUCCUCAGAUGAACCAGGUCCCAAUGGCCCACCCUCAGAUGCCACCGCAGCCCUAUUAUGGCCAACCGAUGGCCCCCCAACCUGCGUACCCCGGCUACGACCCCGCCGCCUACGGCUACUACCCCGGCUACAACAUGGCAGCAGUUCAGCAGUUCAUCCCCCCGUCACCCUCAAACCGCCCGAGCAUUCCGUUCACCGGUCAGGCCGCCCCGUACAUGCCGAACCAGUACUCGGUGCAGCCCCCCGCGCAGGCGACAGGCUUGUCUCGUAGCCCAUCCCAGGUUUCGAACGACCGGCCUGGGUCGAGCUUGGGUCAAGGCCAGCCCCCUGCUGGUCCUCCCGGUCCCGCUCAUGCCCACAACGCUAGCCGUUCGUCGAACAGCCCAGCCCCGAAGACCCCCUUCGUCCUCCCGACUAAGAAGAGCGCUAUUGUCAUCAAGGAUCCUGGCAGUGGCGCCGUGAAGACGUUUGAGAAGGCCCCGGCCUCUCCUGCCCGUGUCACUCCUUCUCCUGUCAAGAUCGCCACCCCGACCUCCACUCCUCCUCCCCGCACCGGCAGCAGCGCUGACCACACCCGCACGGAUUCCAAGUCCACUAAGACGGAUGAGGAGAAGAAGAAGGAGCUGAGAGAUGCGGUGCGCCAGAAGAUCGAGGAGGAGGCGGAGCAGCGUCGUAAGGCCGAGGAAGAGCAGGCGGCUGCUGCCCGUAAGAAGGAAGAAGAGGAGGCCGCGCGGAAGAAGGCCGAAGAGGAAGCCGCCCAGAAGAAGAAGGAGGAAGAGGAGGCCGCCCAGAAGAAGGCCGCCGACGAAGAAGCGGCGCGCAAGGCCCUCGAGGACUUGAGCUUGAAGGACAAGCCGGCUGACGCCAAGGCUGAGGAGCCUUCCAAGCCUGAAGCUGCCCCGCCUCCUGCCGAUGAUGAUGACGAUAUCGACUACGACGCCAUCGAGCGCGAAAUGGCCGAGCUCGAGGCCAAGGAGCGUGCCGCGGAGGAAGCAUACUAUGCCAAGAAGAAGGCUGAAAAGGAGGAGAAGGAGCGCAAGGAGAAGGAGGAGCUCGAGGCCUAUGAGGCCAACAUGAAGGCUGCCGAGCGUGAGGCAGAGGCGCUGGAAGAGGCCCGUGAGAAGAAGCGUCAAGCUGGUGUCGUCGAGGACGACUCCAAGAGCAAGGAGCUCUUCGCCUCUCUCAAGAAGGGAGGGUUUGGUGCCACCGAAACCAGCACUCCUGGAGACAGCGGCACGGCCACGCCCGCUUCUGACCUUUCCAUGGGACCUCCUUCCAAGCCUGCCAGCGCUACGAAGCGCGACAAGCCGGCCGCUCUCAAGUUGGAGACCACCAAGGCUGUCGAGCCUCCUCAGCCCAGCGCGGCUAUGAAGGCGCUUCACUCGGCUCGGUUUGUCGAGGACCUGAGCAAGAUCGCUUAUCCUUCGUCCAUUGUGUCCCCUAACCCUGCUCUGAAUGCCAGCGCCCCCGCUGACCGCAAGUUCCACUACAACAAGGAGUUCUUGCUGCAGUUUCAGAGCGUUUUCAAGGAGAAGCCCUCCAUCGACUGGGAUGCGCGUGUGCGUGAGACCGUCGGUGACAGCGACUCCUCUCGUCCCCAGUCGGCCCGGACGCCCAUGAUGGGUGGCCGCAACCCUUCGCGAUCCGGUGGUGUCACCCAGGGCUUCCAGAUGGGUAGCUUCGGCCAGCCUGCCAACCGCAACAGCUUGCCUGCCGGCACCACUUCCGCCGAGCGCUUCGCCAUGUCGAACGCUGCCCGGACUUCUUCCAUGGGCAAUCCGUUUGGCAACUUUGGUCGUCCCGGUAUGGGUAUGGGUGCUCAUGGUAUCAGCCGCACCAACUCCGCUAGCGCUAUGCACGCCGGUAUGCCCUCGUCCCCGCGUGUUGGAUCCAACCGCGCCGGUACUCGUACCGGCAGCAAGCGUGAUAAGCAGCAAGCCAAGAAGGAGGAGGAGAUGGCCAAGGCCAUGCCUCUUACUGCUGGACUUGAUAUCAAGCCUAUCCAGACGUCUAGCACUGGUUGGAAGCCUCGCAGCCUGAACCAACCUGCUGCCGGCCCUACUCCCGCCGGUUCUACUCACAUGCCCCCGGAUAUGGUGCAGCGUAAGGUCAAGUCUGCCUUGAACAAGAUGACCCCCGAGAACUUUGAUCGUAUCGCCGGUCAGCUUCUGGAGAUUGUUUCUCAGUCCAAGGACGAGUCUGAUGGACGUACCCUGCGCCAGGUCAUCCAGCUCACCUUCGAGAAGGCCACCGACGAGGCCCACUGGGCUUCCAUCUAUGCCAAGUUCUGUAAGCGCAUGCUCGAGAGCAUGAGCGCUGAGAUCAAGGAUGAGAACAUCCACGAUAAGAACGGCAACGUUGUCGCUGGUGGUAGCUUGUUCCGCAAGUACCUUCUCAACCGUUGCCAGGAAGAGUUCGAGCGCGGUUGGAAGGUCAACCUGCCUCCUAAGCCGGAGGGUGAGACCGAGGAGGCCGCCAUGAUGUCUGACGAGUACUACAAGGCUGCCGCCGCCAAGCGUCGUGGUCUUGGUCUUGUCAAGUUCAUUGGUGAGCUGUACAAGUUGGGUAUGUUGACGGAGCGUAUUAUGCACGAGUGUGUCAAGAAGCUUGUCGACUACGAGGGUAUGCCCGAUGAGGCCGAGGUUGAGAGUUUGACCAGCCUUCUGCGCACCAUUGGUGCCAGCCUCGACGCAUCGGAGAGGGGCCACGCCAUGAUGGACGCUUACUUCCAGCGGAUCAAUCUCAUGGUCCAGACCCCUGGCCUGCCCAGUCGGUUGCGGUUCAUGCUCAUGGACAUUAUCGACCUGCGUAGCGCUCGCUGGGUUUCGAAGGAUUCCGACAAGGGUCCUAAGACGAUCCAACAGAUUCGCGAAGAGGCCGCUCGUGCCCAGCAGGAAGCCGAGAUGGAGCGUCUUCGCCAGCAGGCCAACCGUGGUAGCCGCCCCACCAUGGGUCGGGGUGACGCACGCAGCUACAGCGGAUACGGAAACCAGGCCCCCCCGCAAGACUUCGCCUCCAGCAAGGUUGGAAGUGACGAUCUCCGUCGCCUCCGGACGACCCGUAACACCAACCAGCCGAUGUCUUUCGGACCGUCCAGCAUGCUGGGCUCCCGCAGCAACAGCGGACGGAAGAACCUUGGCCCUGGCGGCAACUUGGUUCGUGGCAGCGAUGACAGCGCUGCUAGCAGCCGGACUGGCACUCCCACCGGCAAGAAGGAAGACAAGGAGGCCGCGUCCUCGAUCAAUGCCUUCAGUGCUCUGGCAAGCUUGGAAGACCGUGACAACAUGGCCACUUCUCCUCCAUCCAACCCGACCUCCCCUCUGCUGACCAAGUCGCAACCGGCGGUCGAGCGCCGACCCUCCAAGACCCCGUCGAAGGACGGUGAGGAAGCAUCAUAGAUUCUGUCGCAAUGAUAAUGAAAAAUGAUUCCGUUCUUCUGGAAA
Aspergillus ibericus CBS 121593 is the source of this 4628-nucleotide messenger RNA. RefSeq names its product putative eukaryotic translation initiation factor subunit eIF-4F. Gene Ontology annotation, cellular component: eukaryotic translation initiation factor 4F complex. The record is from RefSeq and is a predicted model, not a curated record. The coding region runs from base 162 to 4583 and encodes 1473 amino acids. NCBI's taxonomy places the organism in Eukaryota, Fungi, Ascomycota, Eurotiomycetes, Eurotiales, Aspergillaceae. Gene Ontology annotation, molecular function: translation initiation factor activity; mRNA binding; protein binding. The transcript has 5 exons.